Molecule: messenger RNA, 441 nt
Organism: Coniophora puteana RWD-64-598 SS2
Lineage: Eukaryota; Fungi; Basidiomycota; Agaricomycetes; Boletales; Coniophoraceae
Exons: 3
Coding region: 1-441 (146 amino acids)
Source: RefSeq, a predicted model, not a curated record
AUGAAGAUGAUCUUCACCGCCAUCUCUGCCCUCGCCGCUGCCAGCGUUGCAGCAGCCACUCUUUGCGCCGAGGCUAACAAGUUCGGUGCCCUCACCAUCACUCCCUCGACCGCUCUCGCUGGUGGCUCCAAUGUCACCGGUUCGCUGGAUCUGACCUGCCCCAAGGAGAAAGGUUACUUCCCCACGUAUGUCGACUACUACCUCGAGGUGCCCCAGGGCAACAACGGCUACGAGUGGCCCGUCCUGCUCGCGCACAAUGAGGUUGACGCGAGUGCUACGUCGGACACGUUCAACACUGCUCUUCCCUAUAUCACGUACUUCAACGCCAGCUACGUUGUAUAUGCGCAGUUCACGUACGCGCGCACGGACGAGAAGCAGAACACGUACUACCUCAUCGGCGGCACUUCCAGUGGCGUCAAUAUCACUGCUAACAACAGCUGA